Molecule: messenger RNA, 1188 nt
Organism: Klebsormidium nitens
Lineage: Eukaryota; Viridiplantae; Streptophyta; Klebsormidiophyceae; Klebsormidiales; Klebsormidiaceae
Source: the annotation of a GenBank genome assembly
AUGGACCCAGAGAUCUGUGACGAGCUUUCACUUUUACAAGACCACCUCGAUCCCUUUCCAAUGGAUGAAAAUCUCAUUGAGCGCUUCGAUCUCAGCAGCCCGAUCGCUUGUGCCUCCGUCGCGCAAGUGGCAAUAGGCCGGCUGCGCCGGAGGAAGGUUGCCGUCAAGAUCCAGAGGCCGGACGUCAAGGCGCUCUUUGCGGCUGACCUAUCCAACAUCCACACAAUUGCCUCGAUUGCCUGCGCUCUGAAUCUGCCGGGAAGCAGCAACAUGCUCGAGGUAAUCAACGAAACAACCCCGAUCGUCCUGGGUGAGGUCGACUUUGUUGGCGAGGCCAGGCGCACGACCGCCUUCCGGCGCUCACUCAGCGAUGUUCCUGGAGUUGUCGUGCCUCGCAUCCACAUCGCCAGCCGCAGGUUUAUUGUCAUGGACUAUUUGCCAGGGACAAAGAUCACCGAUGUUGCACGCCUCCGCGCACAGGGCAUUGAUCUACAGGAGCUCUCUUACCGUCUCAUGUCCUGCUUUCUCAUUCAAGUCUUACGCAAUGGCCACUUCCACGCCGACCCUCACGCUGGCAACGUUGCAGUUGACAGGCGGGGCAAUCUCAUAUUUUACGACCUGGGGGCUUCGAUUGAUCUUGACGGCGCUCAGGACCAUCUGACGGACGCGAUGAGUGCUGUGGUUGCCAAGGAUUCCAACGCUCUCGUUCGUGCUCUGAACGACUUGCAGGUGCUAAAGUCGGUCGGAAGCAAGACUCUCGUGCGCAAGGCCCUAGAGCGCUUCUUUGUAUAUGUCGAGAAGGAGGACCUGUCUACCUUUCAUGCUUCGAUGGCGAAUGAGCAGCUCUUCUCGCGCAACAAUGACCGUGUCUUUCGCUUUACGGCGAGCUUUGUGUACCUGGUGCGCUCGCUCACGAUGUUAGAGGGCAUUUGCAAGCUUCUGGACCCCGAAUUUGAUUUCGAAACGGCCUUUAACCGCGUGAGGCCGCUCCUGCAGCUGGCACCUUUCAUGCAACCAAUGGAGAUGGUGAGAUCAGCCAUAUCCAUGCCUCAGACAGUGAAGAGCCUCUCCAACAAUCUGAAUGAGCAGGAAGAGAUCCUGGAUGUCGCUCUUUUCAGGCUUCGGGAGGUGGACGAUGCGAGGGGCCUGCCAUGGCUCGUCCAGACAAGUUUGGAAAAUGCCGAGUAG